AUGAUGCAGGAGACUUUGCCAGUACCCGAAGCCUACACCAAAAGGUCAGUACCCAUUCCUGGAACAGAGACUCCGGGCUAUAGUCCUAUCUACAGAAACAAUGCUUUCCCGAACGGUGUCAAGGAGUCGAUAUUUGCUAACUUGAGGACUUCCCACGACUACUUCACAGCUUCGGUAGCUCACCAUACCGAUCAACCUUGCUUCGCGUAUCGUAAGCAUGACUAUGUCAACAACGUUUCUGAUCCCAACUACACCAUCUUGUCGUACUCUGAGGUCAACCAAAUGAAAAAGGAUUUCGGGUCGGGGUUGUUGUAUUUGUUGAACUCCAAUCCGUACAAGGAUGCUUCAAAGUAUGAGUCGCAUGCUAAGAUCGACUCUCAUAUAACCAACUUCAGAUUUUUCAAUAAGGACAACCACUCGUUCAUAUUGACUCUAUUCUCGGUCAACAGGUGGGAAUGGGUUCUCACAGAUCUCAUGUGUUCUUCUUUCUCUGUCACAAGUACUGCUUUGUAUGAUACUUUGGGACCCAAGGCUUCUGAGUUCAUCUUGGAACUCACAGACUCUCCUGCGAUCGUCGCGUCAAAGAACCAUAUCAAGACGUUAAUCACAUUGAAGGAAAUGCAACCAGACAAGUUAGGCCAAAUCAUCACCAUCAUAUCAAUGGACCCCUUAUUGCCCAGGGAUAGCUACUUGCAUACCUUGGCACGAAAAAAUAGAAUAAGCAUAUUUGAGUUUAGCCAGGUUCUUAAACUAGGCAAGAUGUUUCCUCAAGAAGAAUUGCCCCCUUCGCCAGAAACUUUGGCCACCAUCAGUUUCACUUCGGGUACCACUGGCGCAAAUCCCAAGGGAGUAAUGUUGUUGCAGAAAAAUGCAGCAGCAAGUAUCAGUACCUUACUAGCACAGCUUCCACAUUUCACGAGAGGUAAGACGUUGAGCUUCUUGCCUUUGGCCCAUAUCUCAGAAAGACAAGGUACGAUAUUUGCCUUGACGUUUGGUUAUUGUAUUGGCUUCCAAAGAUAUGGUGGUGGUCCCUUGACUCUAAUUGAGGAUUUGAAGGUCUGGAAACCAACCUACAUGGCGAACGUUCCCCGUAUAUACACCAAGAUCGAGGCUGGUUUGAAAAAUGCUACUAUUGAGUCUGAAUCGGCCUUGACAAGAGCUGUAUUCGGCAAGAUCUUUGAAUACAAGAUAAAGGCUCAAAGCGAGAAAGAUGGUGAUAAAUGUAGCCAUAUAGUCUACGACCUCUUCCUCUCCAAAUUGCGGAACUCCUUGGGAUUCGACAACAUGGAACUUCUUUUGACUGGUUCGGCUCCUAUUUCCGCAGAUACUGUAAAAUUCUUCAAGGCUUCCCUUAACACUGGUAUGGUGCAGGGUUAUGGGUUAACAGAAACUUUUGGUGGUUGUUGCUUUUCUCUUCCAUACGACAAGAACCCAGGUUCUACGGGAUCCAUUAGUGUAACAACGGAAUUAAAGAUAAGAGAAUUGCCAGAAAUGGGAUACUAUUUGAAUGACAACAAUGGUCCUCGUGGUGAACUUAUGCUUAGAGGUCCUCAAAUCACUCCUGGCUACUUCAAGAAUGCCGAAGAAACAGCUAAAUCCUUUGACGAAGAAGGUUGGUUCAAGACUGGUGACGUAGCUCAGAUUGCUAGUGACGGUAAAUUAUACAUCAUCGAUCGCGUCAAGAACUUCUUCAAGUUAGCUCAAGGUGAGUACGUGACCCCAGAAAAGAUCGAGACUUUGUACUUGAGUAAUAAUCCUAUUUUGACACAAUGCUACACCCAUGGAGAUUCCUUGAGACAUUACUUGGUUGGUGUCGUUGGUCUUGAUCAACAAUUGGCUGCUCAGUUCUUGGUUGAUAAGUGUAAUGUGAAACCAGAUCAAUUGCAGACUGCUCAGGAGAUCUUGGACCAGUGCAACCGUGUUGACGUCAAGACACAAAUCUUGAAAUACUUGAAUAGUAAAAUUGAGAGUAAACUUCAGGGCUUUGAAAAAUUGCACAACAUCUACAUCGAAUUUGAGCCAUUGAGAGUAGACAGAAACGUUGUCACUCCUACCUUGAAGUUGAAGAGACCCAUUGCGCAGAAGUUUUUUUCUGAACCAAUUGCCACCAUGUACAGAGAAGGUUCCUUAAUCAAGGCUGGUAUUGGAAAGUUGUGA
This is a messenger RNA of Scheffersomyces stipitis CBS 6054, 2157 nucleotides long. RefSeq names its product Faa2-3p (gene FAA2-3). The record is from RefSeq and is a predicted model, not a curated record. Gene Ontology annotation, cellular component: membrane; endoplasmic reticulum. Lineage: Eukaryota; Fungi; Ascomycota; Pichiomycetes; Serinales; Debaryomycetaceae. Bases 1 to 2157 code for a protein of 718 amino acids. Gene Ontology annotation, molecular function: long-chain fatty acid-CoA ligase activity. The transcript has a single exon. Gene Ontology annotation, biological process: long-chain fatty acid metabolic process.